Tremella mesenterica DSM 1558 is the source of this 1038-nucleotide messenger RNA. RefSeq lists its product as uncharacterized. The record is from RefSeq and is a predicted model, not a curated record. The transcript is spliced from 19 exons. The coding region runs from base 1 to 1038 and encodes 345 amino acids. NCBI's taxonomy places the organism in Eukaryota, Fungi, Basidiomycota, Tremellomycetes, Tremellales, Tremellaceae.
AUGGUUGCUGAGAUCGCCGGAUAUGACGAGGCUGCUGCAACCGCUCUUUUCGCUUCUCAAGCUCAAUUCCUUUUAGCAUGUCAAUUCGCUUCCCUCGUCCUCGAGACUCUUUUCGCUGGUAUUCUAGCCAUGCAGGUUUAUACAUAUUUUAAAUAUCAGUGGAAUGACAAACUCUCGACCAAGAUCUUGGUAGCUUGGGUCGCUAUCAUGAACCUCGUCGUCUCAAUCUAUUACUGGGUUUACAUCUCGUAUCUGUUUGUGGAGAACUAUGGGAAGUGGCUUCCAUGGCUCGAGGUCAGAUGGUUGGCACUCAUGCCCUUAUUUGAUGUCCUCGCCGUCGCCCCGGUUCAAUUGUUCUUCAGUCAUCGAGCUUUCCUACUCUCGAAACGAAGCUGGCCUCUGUUGGUAUUAUUCAUUUGCUUGAUCAUUGCUGCCGCGAUCGGAGGUCUCGGCGUGACGGUCGUGUUCGGAAGCCAAGCCUCUUUGUUGGAUGCUAACAAGUCUGGUGCAUGGCUGAUCAUUUGGAACGCUUGCAAUUGCGCCUGUGAUGUGAUCAUCGCCUUCGUUAUCAUGGUCACGCUUCUCCGAUCGAAGUCUGGCUGGUCGCACACCGACAGAGUCAUCACCAAAUGGGUUCGAUUGACCUUCGAGGCUCAAUUGCCCCCGACGUUCCUUUCGUUGGCGUACGUAAUCGAGUGGUCCCGAACUCCUUCUUCUCUCCUCGGUGCCUUGUUCCAAUGUCUCGAAGGAAAAGCCUACGCCGUCGGUCUUCUCUUCUCCCUCAAUGCUCGAGUUGCCAUGCAAACCCAGGCGGAGAAGCCCACCAACCCUAGUUACCAGACCCCUCAGGUCUUUGGCCAUUCGCGUACUGCCGGACCGGCGGAGAUUCAUGUGGAAGUGGAGACGCAGACCUACGUUCAGGGAGAACCGGUGCACCAGAGGAAGGACGACUCUUCGAUCGAAGAAGGGGAUCAAUAUCAAAUGAGCAACUUAGCCUAUGGAUCUCAAGCCAGGUUGACAGACGGCGAGAAGGUCUAA